UGGUGGAUUAGAGUUUUAAUCCGUGCGCCGCGGCGGAGAGAGACGGAGAUAAACCGCACAGCGCAGCGCAGCCGGGGCUCGCACAUGCACUAAAAACAGCAGGAGACCCUCCGACACUCCGGGCCGCAGCCGGAGACAGAGCAGGGACACCGAAGCAACUCCAGCCGGACUGUUUUUUUGCGUUUUCGGCGCGUUUCCUGCUCGGAGUGCUUCAUCCUCCUCCCUCCCUCCCUCCCUGCCUCCGCAGAGAGCAGCAGCAGCCCGGAGGUCGCUCCGCUAAAACUGCGGACACAGACGGCGCAAAAUAAAACUCCAGACAUUGCAGCGGUUUCCCCCCUUUCCCCCUACGUUCCCCCUCUGUCCCUCUGCGCCCACCUCCGGCCCGCGAUCCAGAUCCAGCCCGCGGUUUGUCUGCCUGCUUCACACGGAGCCUCCGGUCGCAAACAGCGGAGCCGUAGCUAGCUAGCUAGCUAACUCCAUUAGCUAGGUGGUUAGCUACGCGAAGGAAUUCGUUUUUCUGUGAGAGAAGAAAAGGGACUUCGUUAAAGGAUGUCAGCGAAGGACCAGAACAAACAAUCUACUGUCGAAAGGCCGGUUAAAGCCGUGCCGUAUCCUCCGACGACACGCCUUACCAUGGAGGAGCUGUAUGAGGACAGCAAGCCCAAAGUGGAACUCCUGAAGGCCCACCUGCUGAAGGAGGGCCGUCUGGAGGAAGACGUAGCUCUACGCAUCAUCAACGAGGGCGCCAACAUUCUUCGCCAUGAGAAGUGCAUGCUGGAGGUGGAAGCUCCCAUUACAGUGUGUGGUGACGUUCACGGACAGUUCUUUGACCUGAUGAAACUGUUUGAGGUGGGAGGUUCGCCCAACAACACCCGCUAUCUCUUCCUGGGGGACUAUGUAGAUCGAGGUUACUUCAGUAUUGAGUGUGUCCUGUACCUGUGGACCCUGAAGAUAAACCACCCCAACACUCUCUUCCUACUGAGAGGAAACCACGAGUGCCGGCACCUCACAGAGUACUUCACCUUCAAACAGGAGUGCAAGAUCAAGUAUUCGGAGCGUGUGUAUGACUCAUGUAUGGAGGCAUUCGACUGCCUGCCACUGGCAGCGCUGCUGAAUCAGCAGUUUCUCUGCGUGCACGGAGGCCUCUCACCCGAGAUCAGCUGCCUUGAUGACAUCCGAAGGUUAGACAGGUUUAAAGAACCUCCAGCAUUCGGGCCCAUGUGUGACCUGCUGUGGUCGGACCCUGGGGAGGAUUACGGCAGCGAAAAGACACAGGAACACUUUUGUCACAACAGUGUGAGGGGCUGCUCCUACUUCUACAGUUAUCCUGCUGUGUGUGACUUCCUAAUGAACAAUAAUUUGUUGUCAAUAAUCCGAGCACAUGAAGCCCAGGAUGCAGGGUAUCGAAUGUACAGGAAAAGCCAGACAACAGGGUUUCCCUCUUUAAUCACAAUCUUCUCAGCACCAAACUACUUAGACGUUUAUAACAAUAAAGCUGCUGUGUUGAAAUAUGAGAACAAUGUGAUGAAUAUCCGUCAGUUUAACUGCUCUCCUCAUCCGUACUGGCUGCCCAACUUCAUGGACGUGUUCACAUGGUCUCUGCCCUUUGUCGGGGAGAAAGUGACGGAGAUGCUGGUGAACGUGUUGAAUAUCUGCUCUGAUGAUGAGCUCAUGUCAGAAGGAGACGACACCUGUGAAGGUGGUGCUCCGGCUGUCCGUAAGGAGGUGAUCAGAAAUAAGAUCCGUGCCAUUGGCAAGAUGGCCCGAGUUUUCUCUGUACUGAGGGAGGAGAAUGAGAGCGUGCUGCAGCUGAAGGGUUUGACCCCGACUGGAAGGUUGCCUCUGGGAGUUCUGUGUGGAGGCAGACAAACGCUGCAGAGUGCCACCGUAGAAGCAGCCGAGGCCCGAGCAAUUCAAGGCUUCAACCCUCAGCACAAAAUCCAAAGUUUCGAGGAGGCGCGCGGUUUGGACCGGAUAAACGAGAGGAUGCCGCCGCGCAAGGAUGGAAAACAGCCGGACGGCAUGGCAAACUCCAUUAACGCCACCAACUCGCCUGACAAAAACGGCACCAGCGCACAGGCGUAAUCACAACCGUGCUCAAAACAACCCCUCUUACCAUUCUCUCCAUCCAUCUCUCUGUCCCUUCUCGCACUCUCUCUCUCGCUCUCUCGCUCUCUCUCUCUCGCUCUCUCUCCCUCUCUCGCUCUCUCUUUCCCUUUUCCUCCUGUCGUUAGAGGUGGUGCCCCCUCCAAGAAAGCUCUCCUGGACCGUUUUAGGAGAGAUCGGCACAGUUAUACCAUGAGGAAGGUGUAGUCAAGUCAAAAACAGUAAAUCAUGGUUUUUAUUUAUUUAUUGAUAUAUAAGAAAUUAAAUCUCUAUAAUGUUUGAAAAAAAUCAAUGAAUAAAUACAUGAGUAUUCAAAGGGUUAUAUAAAAUACAGUAUCUAUAGACAUAGCAUUGGAUUGUUGUCAUCACAGUUUCAGUAGAGGAAAAAAAAAUCAUUUUGUAAAUUUUAGUUGAUAAAUGAUGAUUAUUGAUUUAAAACACCUUUUUUUAUCAACCAGGACUCGUAGUUCAGCAGAAUUUCUCUCAUAUUGUGUGUGCUUGUUUAAGGGAUCAAGGCCCAAAGUACUUAAAUACUUCAGUACAGUGCAUAUGUUUGUGAAUACCCAAGACAAAUAUUGAUAUCUUGGGUGAGGAGAAAAAAAAACACAAACAAACAGAAGAAGCUUUCGGUCAUGAAACGCUUGUAAAAAUCGCUCCUUUCCGACGCCAGCGGAGGCCGAGGAGAGUGCAUUACUGAUUCAAGUGUUCACACGUUUAUAUGUAUAUGUAUAUUUUAAAGUGUUCCUGCACUUGAAUGUUUGGGGUUCAUGUUGGGGUUUUUGCUUUCUUUCUUUUCUUUUUGUGUUUUCAGUCUUUCUUUUUUACUCUUUAAAUCCAUGCCCAGAUUAGCAACGGACCGAAGGAGCCAAUACAAUCCCAGACACUUUAGACUCUUACACAGCACUUAGUGGAGUGAUGAUGUCUGCCUGCAUGUUAUUUGAGCUCUGAUUUCUCGUUUUUACGCUACUGCUGCUCAAUGCACCCACCCCCCCCCCCCCCCCAGCCCCCACUUAUUAGACUAGACCUGAGAAUAGUUCAUCCCUUUUUUCUUUUUUUUGCUUUUUUAAUCAGGCGUAUAGUUUAGGGUAAAUAAAAAGGGACCGCUCAGUGCUACUUCAGAGAACUAGCAUGCAUGCCUUACGUUCACAAGCUCUCACCAUCUUAUUCCCUGCCUUUCUUCCUUUUUGGUUUUUGUUUGUUUGUUUUUUUUAACCUGAGCAUGCCUCCGUUUCCUCAUCUUCUGUUUUAUUUAUUUAUUUUUUGUUUGUUUCUUUUUGUUUUGAAUAUAUUGCUGAAUAUUUACUGUUCCCACCGGGCAGAGAAGGAAAAAUCAGUCGUUUUUCGCUCUCGUCUGUUUGAGGCGGCGGUGCGUCAAAACUUUGACAUGUUAUCUCAAAAUAAUCGCGCGUUAAUAAUUAAGUACUGGUCUGUUCUCUGGUCUGUCGAGCUAAUGAGCUUCUCUGAAGUAUUUUCUCCUUUUUUUUAUGCUCUAAAUAAUGACUUCCUCUCUCAGAAUCAUUUUGGGCCUUGUUUUGUUGAAGUAAUGACUUUCUGUGUCAAAUGAUGACUUUUCCCGAAAUGUUUUUCUUGAAGUGUAAUCACUGUUAUUAACACAGGUUGUCCAUUUCCUCGUAACUCAAAACAUAGUCAUUAUUUUGAGAUACUAAGUCAGUAUGUCAAGAAAAUGCAUCACUAGUUGGGAAAUAAAGAUGAGAAUAUAGGUGUUUUUUUCCUCCUCUGUCUGGCAGAAAUGGGCUUCCACAGCUUAUUUUGCUGUUUUGUUUUUGUUUGUUUUUUGUGUGUACAGACCGUUUUCACCGCCACUGCUCGUUGCUCGGCUUUUCGGGCGCUUUCAGCCUCACGUUUUGUUCAGUUGUUUAUCACUGCCCUGUUUAAGCGUCUGUGGGACCGAGUGCACCUGUCGGGUUCCACUGCUGUUAAAUUCUCCAGAGAGGACCAAUCCCCUCACACGGACCGACUGAAGCCUUGUCUGUCCGAAGUAUUGAAGCUGUGCUCUUGUCUCCUCCGUGUAACGGGCAAGGCGGCUUGUUUACCAAAUCGAUAUAUUUUUCGUUCCUUUUCGUCUUCGCGGUCCUGUUACUGUAAACAUAUCGGUAGGUUUGAUUUAGCGGUCCUGCGCGCUGCCCUGCGGCGGAGUCUCACUGAGCUCUGAGCUUUGCUCUGGACUUGUUGCACUUCUUUCUCUCCUGUUUUGAGGCUUGUGCGCCAUGCCAACAACAACUAUAGCAAAAGACUGUUCUCCCGGAGCGUGGCGGUGGUGUCGGGCCGCGACACCCGUGUUGCUGCUCCGGCGACGCUAGCAGCUCAAAUCCUUCAUGGGAGAAGAAGAAAGGCCUGCAGGCCGUUUUCAGAAGGAGCGUCUCUCUUCCAAAGAAUGAACAGUGUUUGAAUUGUUACUAGCUAGCUAGCUUAGAAGCUAGUUCCUUUAGCCUCCGUGUGCCGGACUGCUGGUGAGAAAAGCUGCAGACUAAGGAAAACAAACCCAAACAAAAGGUCUUGAGCUGAAAUCUGGCCGUCCUCCGUGGGUUUGAGUCACGCUGUUCAUACGCCUGCAUCCAGAAACAUCUGACCAGUAUGAUUCCACACGUUUUUCUCUUCUCUUCUCUUUUUUAUGUUCGUCUUUUCUGCUGAUUUUGUGUCGUCUGUUCUCUUCAGAAUGGGUCUGCAGCGUCCAAAGGGUCUUUCUUUACUGUUUUCCUCCCCUCCGUGUCUAAUUUAAAGGGGGGCGUAUGCCGUGGUGUGAAUUUAGCUAGGGGUCCGGGGGGGUGGGCGCUAUUAAAUAUUAACUUUUGGGAGGAAAAAUGAAGAGAAAAAAAAAAUGGAGAGACUCCAGGUCAGGAGGGCUUCUGACUUCUGUUAUGGAUUCCAAACAUAUCUUGCAGAAUGUACAGAAACAAAUGUUUAUUAAGAUUUUUAUUUCUUAAUAGUUGAUAAAGUGGGAAAAAAAAAACUUUUUGUCAAGUCCUUGUGCUGCGAGGCAUCAACGAAUCUUGAUUUAUGUAGUUGUAUCACUCCAUUUAGAGGGAAAAAAGAGGACAAAAUAAGAAACAAAGAAAUAUAAAAAAAACUUGGGGAAUGAAA
Messenger RNA from Pygocentrus nattereri (red-bellied piranha), 5208 nucleotides. RefSeq names its product protein phosphatase 3, catalytic subunit, gamma isozyme, b (gene ppp3ccb). The transcript has 14 exons. Bases 550 to 2085 code for a protein of 511 amino acids. NCBI's taxonomy places the organism in Eukaryota, Metazoa, Chordata, Actinopteri, Characiformes, Serrasalmidae. The record is from RefSeq and is a predicted model, not a curated record. Gene Ontology annotation, molecular function: calmodulin binding; calmodulin-dependent protein phosphatase activity. Gene Ontology annotation, biological process: calcineurin-mediated signaling. Gene Ontology annotation, cellular component: cytoplasm; calcineurin complex.